GGGCCAAACUAGAAGGGCUUUUAUCAUUGGGAUUGGGCGUUAUAGUUGCCACAAUUCGACGUUACAGGAGCAGUUAUGAGUACCUCAAUAGCUCACCCAAGUAAACGCCCAACGAUUCAGGUCUAUAUCUCUGGCAACCGCCAGUUCCACACUUUUGUCGUCCACAAAGACGUUCUUGUCCGAUCCUCCCCCAAAUGGCGGAAUACCCUAGCUACACGACCCGACGCCAAAGACAUCAUUAUAGAGAAUGUAGACCCAACUAUAUUUAACAUAUACGUGCAAUGGAUAUAUUCGAGAAAUGACGAAAUCACCACACUUCGGACAGAUUCUGCCGCUUGUCUCACCGACGCUUACCUUCUCGGCGUGAAAUUAGGCGACAAGGGAUUCCAGAAAUUCGCAUCGAAUAAGCUCUUGGAUUUCUUCACAACCCACAGAAUAGUUCCGGGCGUGAGAUUCGUUAAUAUAUUCUACGAAUUAUCAAAGCCUGGAUCGGCGGAACGCCUCGCCGUGCUGGAUUUGUGGGUCGAGUCAAGGCAUGACGCUGGGAAAAAGAUAAAGAGCUGCGUUGAAGAUGUACACCGGGAAUUCAGGGCAGAUUUUGUGAAGGCUCUUUCUGUUCAAACAGAAGGGCCUGUCAAAGAUCAGCCGUGGGUGUCUCAGCCGGACAUAUUUCAUAUGGAUGCACUCAAGGCCAAAGAGGACGUUAAGGCGAUCUGA
This is a messenger RNA of Aaosphaeria arxii CBS 175.79, 717 nucleotides long. RefSeq lists its product as uncharacterized. Bases 76 to 717 code for a protein of 213 amino acids. Gene Ontology annotation, molecular function: protein binding. The transcript is spliced from 2 exons. Lineage: Eukaryota; Fungi; Ascomycota; Dothideomycetes; Pleosporales. The record is from RefSeq and is a predicted model, not a curated record.